This is a messenger RNA of Lasiosphaeria miniovina, 968 nucleotides long. Its product is annotated as putative GNAT family N-acetyltransferase. The transcript has a single exon. The record is from RefSeq and is a predicted model, not a curated record. NCBI's taxonomy places the organism in Eukaryota, Fungi, Ascomycota, Sordariomycetes, Sordariales, Lasiosphaeriaceae. Bases 127 to 639 code for a protein of 170 amino acids. Gene Ontology annotation, molecular function: acyltransferase activity, transferring groups other than amino-acyl groups.
CAGGUCAGCGCGCUGUGAAGUUUGUCCGUUCGUGAAUAUCAAUAAUAUAAAACAAGACUGUCGUUGCAAACUAGACUCCUUGAAGUGCAGCUUUUAAGUUCAAGGUUCUUCCCACAGUUACGCACCAUGUCCACCUCACCCGCCCCACCCAUGGCCAAGCCCCUGCCAGAAGGCUACGCGCUGCAGAUCGGGAUUCCUCCCCCCGACGACUACCUGAACCUGCGAGCGGGCAGCGGGCUGACGCCCAAGAACGCAGCGCAGGCGGCAGCCGUCGCCAGCGGCAGCUGGUACGGGUGCUACGCGACAUACACACCACCUCCGUCAAAUGACCAGCCCGCGCCAGCGCCGGCAAUCGUCGGCAUGGGCCGCAUCGUCGGGGAUGGCGCCUGGUGCUUCCACAUCGCCGACAUGGCCGUGCUGACGGCGCACCAGCGCAAAGGGCUCGGCGACGCCAUCCUCAAGACCCUGCUGGCGCACAUCCAGGCCGUCGCCCCAGAGGGCCUGCCCUUCGUCAACCUCUUCGCCGACCCCCCGGGCAGGAGGCUCUACGCGCAGAACGGCUUCGUCGAGUCCGCCCCCGAAGAGCUUGGCAUGCAGCUGCCCCGCACCUGGGUCGUGCAGCGGGGAGAGGGGAACUGAUGUGUUUUUUUUUUUAUGUUAUAGAGUGGAGAUAUUGGUUUAGAUCUAGCAGUGUUGUGAUAGUACGGUGUGUAGAGUGGAUGAAUAGGAGAGAGGCGUUGCAUGUAAUGUCGCCGUUUUGUCCAACUUGCAGUAGGAGGCGGGGAGUAAUAAUUACGUAUUUAUCCCGACAUUUUGGCGAUGAUAGCUGAGAGCGAGACAUUCUCGUAAUCAACAGUCUACCGACUUUCCUUCGGCUUGCCAAGAGGACUGCCCUGGUGCCUGACCCCUAAGGCUCCAAAUCUUCCACUUCUCCAAUAGCGCCCCAUAAUUCCUUUCAGGAGUGGGUC